Molecule: messenger RNA, 989 nt
Organism: Populus nigra (black poplar)
Lineage: Eukaryota; Viridiplantae; Streptophyta; Magnoliopsida; Malpighiales; Salicaceae
Product: wings apart-like protein 2
Exons: 5
Coding region: 377-775 (132 amino acids)
Biological process (GO): regulation of chromosome condensation
Source: RefSeq, a predicted model, not a curated record
GAAGAAUCAAGUAAUGGUGAAAAUGGCCUACACAAAUCAAGUAACAGGGAACAUCAUCAUUCACAGAAAAGCUCUUAUUGCAAUGUUCGUUAUGAAGAACAUUCCAGCCUUUUGGCAGACUGUCUUCUCACUGCUAUCAAGGUUCUAAUGAAUUUAACAAAUGACAAUCCUAUUGGCUGUCAACAAAUUGCUGCUUGUGGAGGACUGAGGACUAUGUCUUCAUUGAUUGCAUCGAAAAUCAGAAUGAUAUUCAUCUUACUGAUCAAGAGUUGGAUUUGCUUGUUGCUAUAUUGGGCCUACUUGUGAACUUGGUAGAAAAGGAUGGGGAAUAACAGAUCAAGGCUUGCUGCAACCAAGGUGAGAAAAAGUUAGAGUGAUGUUUAUUUCGCUGUCUAGCUCAGAAGGGUCAGAAGAUGAGAGUCGCAAGGAUGUAAUUCCACUACUGUGCUCCAUCUUUCUAGCCAACCAAGGUGCAGGUGAUGCAGCUGGUGAAGGAAACAUCGUGUCUUGGAAUGACGAGGCAGCUGUAUUACAAGGAGAGAAGGAAGCAGAGAAGAUGAUUGUUGAGCUUAUUCAGCACUGCUACUUGGAUUCCUAUCAACUGAAAGCAAGAGCAUACAUGAUUCCAUUGCUAUCCUUGUUCCUGUGUUGGAGAGAUUUGUGGUAUGUUUUGUUCUCUUCUUUUUUGGCCUACGGUACAUCAAGGCAUGAGAUUAGUUGCAACUUUGAAAUCCAUGUCCUCUCUGCAUCAACAUUCUUUGUUUCUUCUUUUUGAAAAGAAGCAUUGCAUUAUAUAAAAAAUGGAUCAUUGAACACGAUAUCACCAGAGACUCAUAAAGCUGUGAGCGAAGUGAUCGAAUUAUGUAGAAUCCGAUGAAAUACUUUCUUUUCUGGUUACUCAUGUAGAUGUGAGCAAUGUGAUUGAAUCAUGUAGAGCAUGAUGAAAAGUUCCAGAAAUGCCAAGCUUUGUACAGCCUUUUUUUCUUUCA